AGCACCAGGCCCCGCUCACGCUCACACUGCUUGUGUUUCUGCUGCAGGGAAUGGCCCUGCGCGCUGGGCUUCGCUGCUUCCAGUGCCCCCUCUGCCGAGACAGAGACACAUUUUUAGGAGAAUUGUUCAGCAUGGGGAUCCGAAUCCCAGACAGAAGUCCAAUGUGGGAGGAGAACAAUGCUUAUGCAUCUCUGGGAGGAAGGCACGGGAGCUGUGAUGCCAGCGUCUGCCGUUACCCACGUGGCAGGGAGCAGGCAGAGGAAGCGGGGCCCUGGGAGCUGCUCCUCUGCUGCUCCUGUGCUGCACAAGGCACCCAUCGACUCUGCUCCAACUUGAGUCAGAGCACAACCAGCUGGGAGUGCAACGCCUGUGCUGGAGAGGGCACCGGCCCCAGCACCAACUAGGUUCUUGCCAGACAUAGCGCCACCAGCCAGCAGGAACUGGGGCAAUUCUGAGGCACCACAGCACUGGAGAGAAGCAGCUCCAGCACCACCAGCCAGGCACCACUGACACCAGCACACGGUUCCCAUGUGCCUGAAAACAGUGUCCUGUCCAGCCAGCGCAGGAUGGAGCAGAGGAGAACCAGCCCACGUUUACACCAGGAAGAGAACGCCUGCAAUCAGCCCCGAGGACACCGUGGGAGCUGCCGUAAUGCUACCUCCACUGCUGAGGGCAGCACCCCAAACUCUGCCAGCCAGGGGACAUCAGAGUCCUCGCGGCACUCCCCUGCAGCUGGCUACAACCUCCGGUGCAGACAGGGACUGCGGGCCCGGACACAAAGCCGCUCUCCGUUGCAGCGCCGGGCCCCACGUUCUCCAAGCCAGCCCCAAACACACCGUGGGAACAGGCAGGAAUCAACCCUAAGUGCCGAGAGCUGCACCCACAGCUACACCAGACCAGGAGCACCAGGGGCCUCAGGGGAUUCCACAGAGGCUGCUGGAAGCCGGUCCAGGCAGCCAGGGUGGGUCCGGACUCGAAGCCUGCUGAGACCCACAGCCAGCCCCGAAGACGCCGCAGGAGCCGGUCCAGGCGGCGAGGGCCAGCCCAGGGGCGAAGCCGCUCCCGGGUACCACGUCGGGCCCGGAACAUCAACAGCCGGCCCCGGUGAUGCUAUAGGAGCAGCUGCGUGCAAGCUCCACUUGUCCAAACCUGUCCAAAGUCAUCAGAGUCUAUCACAAUAAAACAGAGUUCCAUCAUGCCACUGUCGCUUUCAUUCUUCUCUGCCUUUCCCGAGGUGGGCAGCUUUAGGGGCUGGAACCACGGGGAUCCCUUCCCCCCAGCACCCAUCCCAUUCCUUCCUCCCCGCAGCCCGCUUCAGGCUGAGCUGGGUUCUGGCCCCGACUCCAGCGGGGUCACAACGUUUCCAACGUGCAACGUGGUGGAGGCCAGGCUGGCAGCUGCAGCCCCGUUCUGGGGGUGUUUCUGACAUCUUGGGGAUGUCGCUGUGUUUGGGACAUGCAGGCAGCCCCGGGGCUGCUGCCGGCUGUGGGGUGGGCCAGGACCCGGGCUUUCCUCCUGCAUUCGGGCAGUGCCUCAGGUCUGCUGCCACUGCUCUUCAACGUGAUGUCCAUCGUAUAUUUGCUUGGUCCAACUGUCUAGAAAAAUAACCCGCUGGUCUCUCCCUGGGUCCGGUGUGUUCUACCAACUCUCCCAGUGCAAAGUGACGUCUUUCAUGCCCAUCCAAUUCAAAAGGCUUUCCCAGACUGGGCCGUCCUAGAGCAGGGAUAGACUUCAGAGCUGCUCUCAGUUGAAUAAAGGCUGUUUGGCAUUCUCGGUUCCAGUCCCAAAUUUCUUCUUCUCCUUUCACAGCUUCAUAUUCCACCGUCCUCCAUCAGUCCACAGUUUGGUACCCAUCAUCGACAGCAUCCUGCCAUACCUAAGGAAGCUUGCAUUAACCAUUUUGACUUUGGCUCUG
This is a messenger RNA of Gallus gallus (chicken), 1915 nucleotides long. Its product is annotated as PHD finger protein 7-like. Gene Ontology annotation, cellular component: nucleus. The record is from RefSeq and is a predicted model, not a curated record. The transcript has 4 exons. Bases 51 to 404 code for a protein of 117 amino acids. Lineage: Eukaryota; Metazoa; Chordata; Aves; Galliformes; Phasianidae.